This is a messenger RNA of Bombyx mandarina (wild silkworm), 1696 nucleotides long. Its product is annotated as acyl-coenzyme A oxidase 1. Gene Ontology annotation, cellular component: peroxisome. Gene Ontology annotation, molecular function: fatty acid binding; acyl-CoA oxidase activity; FAD binding. The record is from RefSeq and is a predicted model, not a curated record. Gene Ontology annotation, biological process: lipid homeostasis; fatty acid beta-oxidation using acyl-CoA oxidase. NCBI's taxonomy places the organism in Eukaryota, Metazoa, Arthropoda, Insecta, Lepidoptera, Bombycidae.
GUUACAUGUUUUGCUUGUUUCUUUUCAUCCCGCAGAGGAUUUGGUGCUUAGUGUCAAAGAGUUGAAGGAUGAAGUUCCCGAAGAAUAUUUAAGUCACAAAGAACGCUACGAGAACGCAAUCCGAAAGGCCAGUUUAUUGUUUAAAAUUCUCCAGAAAUAUUUCGAGACGCACAACUUAUUGGACAUAUUCAGUCCAACAAACAAGUACCGGGUGCAGUUCGGAGUUCUCAAGGAUGUGUCACCGUUUCUGGUUCACAUGGGUAUGUUCCUGCCGACGCUCUUGCAUCAAACCACUCCUGAACAAGCAGCCGAGUGGGUCCCUAAAGCGCAGAGCAUGCAGAUGAUCGGCACUUAUGCACAGACCGAGUUGGGUCACGGCACCUUCCUGAGAGGCUUGGAAACGACAGCAACUUACGACGCGAAAGCCGAAGAGUUUAUACUGAACACACCAACGCUGACUUCAUUCAAAUGGUGGCCCGGUGGAUUGGCCCACACCGCCAACCACUGCGUUGUGGUAGCCCAACUCUACACAAAAGGAAAGUGCUAUGGUGUUCAUCCGUUCCUCGUGCAAAUUCGGGACUUGGAAACGCACAUGCCGAUGCCUGGUAUCAAAAUUGGCGAAAUUGGAUCGAAGCUUGGUUACAACACGGUCAACAAUGGUUUCCUUGGCUUCAAUAAAGUUAGAAUACCGAGGACUAAUCUUCUGAUGAAGAAUGCUCAAGUUCUGAAGGACGGGACCUAUGUAAAAGCGAAAAGCGAGAAGUUGACUUAUGGCACGAUGGUAUUGAUACGCGUUCUGAUUGUGACUGAUAUGGCGUACGAAUUGGCCCGAGCGUCCACCGUCGCUGUCAGGUACUCGGUCGUCCGGCACCAGUCGCAACCGAAGCCGGGGCUGGCUUGCGGUGGACACGGAUACAUGAAGUCUUCAAGCUUCCCUUUUAUUCAGGCCAUCGUCACGGCCAGUGUGACUUACGAAGGAGAAUACACGGUUAUGAUGCUGCAAACUGCAAGAUAUCUUAUGAAGACUUUGAAGCAAGCAUUGUCUGGUAAAGCGAUAACAUCAACUGUGGCCUAUCUGUUGGACUUUGACAAGAACAGUAAUCGUAAUUGGCAGAAUACUCCCGAAGGCAUCGUCAUAGGGUUCCAGGCAAUCGCAGCAGGAUUAACAAAGGCAGCUUACGAUGAAAUAGAGAAACACGAAAAGACUGGAUUAGAUUACGAAGAUUCUUGGAAUCAGGCUUCCGUGCAACUUGUGAGAGCUAGUGAGGCACAUUGCCGGGUGAUUAUCUGCGAGAAAUCUUGGCUUGAAGCGCAGCGACUCACAAAAUCGCUCUCCCCUGCUCUGUCGAAGGUGUUGCUGGAACUGGUUGAAUUGUACAUUAUUUAUUGGGCGUUGGAGAAAAAGGGAGACUUUCUAGUGUAUACUAAAAUGCAAAAGGAUGACGUUAUGCAACUACAGCAGAGAUAUGAAGAGUUGCUGGCAGUAAUUCGACCUAACGCAGUCGGUUUAGUGGACGGCUUCGACAUCAGAGACGAGAUUCUGAACUCCACACUGGGGGCGUACGACGGGCGCGUGUACGAGCGCCUGAUGGAGGAGGCGCUGAAGAGUCCUCUCAACGCGGAGCCCGUUAACAGAUCCUUCCACCAGUACCUCAAACCUUUCAUGACUGCGAAACUGUAAACAUGCUCUUGACUA